AUGGUCCGGAUCGCGACAGACAAGACGGCAAUGCCUGCAGCCGAAGUCAAAAUGUUGGGCUAUCGGCAUGCAAACGCCUUCGACUGGGGCGCCGUCGCAAGAGCUGCAGGCGACGCUUCGGCUGUGGGAGCGUUGUAUGACGCUUGCCGGCAGACCAAGUGGCGCCGCUCGGUGCGGCGGCCACUUUCUUUUGCUGCCACUGCCCAGUCCGGCCAAGUGACUGGCCCCUUGGGCGAGGACCUGGCCACGGCCACGGUGAACCUCGUGGCGUCAGGCCAACAUGUUAACGUGAAUCGCUGGUCUGCCUGA
Molecule: messenger RNA, 309 nt
Organism: Symbiodinium natans
Lineage: Eukaryota; Dinophyceae; Suessiales; Symbiodiniaceae
Source: the annotation of a GenBank genome assembly